CUGAUUUUUUCCGAUCUCCACAGGAGAUAUGGUGGCUUCAUCGAGUUCAUGGGCGCGAGCUUUGCUUCAGAUCUCUCCGUACACAUUCUCCGCUAUCGGAAUCUCAAUAUCUAUCGGCGUCUCAGUUCUCGGCGCCGCCUGGGGAAUAUAUAUAACUGGAAGUAGUUUGAUUGGUGCUGCCAUCAAAGCUCCUCGCAUUACCUCCAAAAACCUAAUCAGUGUGAUUUUCUGCGAGGCUGUUGCCAUAUAUGGAGUCAUCGUGGCUAUCAUUCUUCAGACAAAGCUAGACAGUGUGCCUCAAACCAAGAUUUAUGACCCAGAGUCCCUCAGAGCAGGCUAUGCUAUAUUUGCAUCUGGAAUCAUCGUGGGUUUUGCAAAUCUUGUCUGUGGGCUAUGUGUUGGAAUAAUUGGCAGCAGUUGUGCUCUGUCGGAUGCACAAAACUCGACUCUUUUCGUUAAGAUCCUCGUUAUAGAGAUCUUCGGGAGUGCACUCGGACUAUUUGGUGUCAUCGUAGGCAUCAUUAUGUCUGCUCAUGCAACUUGGCCUAUGAAGUAAAUCAUUCCAUGCAGUAAAACUCGGGUAUCUUUAAUGCUUCAUAUAUUUUUUUCUUCUUGUAGUUUAUGUUCUUCUAGAGAGAAACCAAAAUCCCAAAAAUAUUCCACUUAGGCUGUGUAUGUAAUUCUUCCCAUUAAUAAAUAAUAUCUGAUCCUUAAAUUCUUUUCUGGUUA
Salvia splendens (bonfire salvia) is the source of this 729-nucleotide messenger RNA. Its product is annotated as V-type proton ATPase subunit c''2. NCBI's taxonomy places the organism in Eukaryota, Viridiplantae, Streptophyta, Magnoliopsida, Lamiales, Lamiaceae. The transcript is spliced from 4 exons. Gene Ontology annotation, molecular function: proton-transporting ATPase activity, rotational mechanism. Bases 29 to 556 code for a protein of 175 amino acids. The record is from RefSeq and is a predicted model, not a curated record. Gene Ontology annotation, biological process: proton transmembrane transport. Gene Ontology annotation, cellular component: proton-transporting V-type ATPase, V0 domain.